This is a messenger RNA of Octopus sinensis (East Asian common octopus), 1742 nucleotides long. Its product is annotated as nudC domain-containing protein 2-like. Gene Ontology annotation, cellular component: cytoplasm. Gene Ontology annotation, biological process: protein folding. The transcript has a single exon. NCBI's taxonomy places the organism in Eukaryota, Metazoa, Mollusca, Cephalopoda, Octopoda, Octopodidae. The coding region runs from base 116 to 577 and encodes 153 amino acids. The record is from RefSeq and is a predicted model, not a curated record.
AGGAGGUCGAUGUCGAGGUUUUCUCUCCACGGAAACGAUAGGUAUAGGUAAAGGGGAGAUAACUUGUUUAAUCUAAGCGAAGACAACUCUAUCAUUUGCUGAGCGUCGAGGUAUAAUGGCGCACUUCGAGGAGAAAAGUGGCAUCGUUCCUGUGAAAACCCCGUGGGGAGCUUGGUGGCAAACUGUAGACGAAGUAUUCGUACUGGUCAACGUGCAACCAGGUACUUCAGGUCGGGAUAUAAAGUGUACCAUUCAACCACGACACUUGAAACUGGUUGUAAAAGGAGAGACAGUCAUCGACGGACAACUGGCAGAUGUGGUCCGCGCCGACGACUGUUUGUGGACUUUGGAAGACAAAUGCAAGGUGGACCUAUGUUUAUUGAAGUCUUUUUGUGGAGCUGAGAAGUGUUGGAAGUCGUUGCUAGAAGGACAAUACCAAGCUGAUCCUUAUACUUUCGAUCAGAUGGAGAAAAAAUUAACUUUGCAGCGAUUCCAGUAUGAAAAUCCUGGCUUCGACUUCAGUGGUGCAGCAAUGACCGGCAACUACCAAGGAGGUGGACCCAAGUUCAAUACGUAAUGUUUCUUUCAUUCUCCACUUUCACCAACCUCCCCCCCCUCUCUCUCUCUCACAAUCAUAUUUUACUUCCUCGUCUCUCCUCAGACCUCCUACACAAACACCAUCAAUGUGUAAACAGGAUCAUGUGUUCAUUUCUUUAUUUGACAACUUCGUUCCUUCGCAAUGUCUUCUUCUUUGAAGAUCCGCAACAGAAAUAAAAUUGUCUUUAUUUUUCUAACCUUACAAAGGCCUGGGUACAAUUUAAAAGAAGACCCAGAGAAAAAAAUGUUGGCGACACAAAGUCGAUCCAAAAACUCAGUCUUCGGUCACACAACAAUUAUAACAAGAAAUGUUUGACUCGAUCUUGUUUUACCCUCUUCCUCCUGCUACAAAUUAUUAUCAUUAUUAUUAUUAUCAUUAUUAUUUACUACUACAACACACCAGUAAUACUAUCACAACCAACGGUUUAACAUCUCAGGAAAAGGCAUAAACGUUACAACUUCCCAUUACCGUUUUCCUAUUAUUAUCGACCAUGCGACUCUAAACACAUCAAUAAAACAUUAAAAAGAAAUAAAGUUUUUUCAUCUUUUAUCUACAUCUAAAGAUCGAAGAUCGAUGAUACCUCAAUAAACAGGUUUUGAUCCACCUUAUGAUAUUUCUGGGUCUGCAAUGUUGAAAAUCAUUUCCUUUAAUGAAUACCUGCGUAUGAAUACACACACACAAAAGAAAAAGCAUCGAUCAUAUUUCUUCCUGGAGGGGCCACCUUGUCCCUAGUUUUUACCAUUCUGUCUCUCAUACUUCCUUAACUUUUAAGCGCAAAUAUUUUGUCUGUGCCGCAUCACAUGAAAAACAGGUAUCCACUCAAUACAAAGAAAUAAUGCUGUGUAUAUAUAUAUAUAUAUAUAUAUAUAUACACACACACACACACAUAUUAUCACGGUAUAAUAAAUAAUAAUAUUCACACAGACAGACGGGGCAGAUGUCUCACAGAAGAGAAGCAAGAGGAAUGUCUCAUGAUGGGAUGCACAGAAGCAAGUUUGGUGAAACUACUCGAACAUUCUUUAAAGUUUUGGUUAUUUCCAUAUGAUUCCGUAACAUAUUUUAUUUUAUUCUCUAAAUCGGAAUGUUAUCAUGCCAAGCUUUUUUUUACAUUGUUUUAUAUUAAACAUCGUUAUUUAAAAAUAAA